Messenger RNA from Pangasianodon hypophthalmus (striped catfish), 5060 nucleotides. RefSeq names its product malonyl-CoA decarboxylase (gene mlycd). Lineage: Eukaryota; Metazoa; Chordata; Actinopteri; Siluriformes; Pangasiidae. The coding region runs from base 75 to 1622 and encodes 515 amino acids. The record is from RefSeq and is a predicted model, not a curated record. Gene Ontology annotation, cellular component: mitochondrial matrix; peroxisomal matrix. Gene Ontology annotation, biological process: fatty acid biosynthetic process; malonyl-CoA catabolic process; positive regulation of fatty acid oxidation. The transcript is spliced from 5 exons. Gene Ontology annotation, molecular function: malonyl-CoA decarboxylase activity.
AGUGCUUUGCGAUUCCAUGAGGUCAAAGCGGUUUAUUUUGGUAUUGAGCAGUGGGUUUAUAUAUUGCCUGUGCCAUGAUAGCUAGCCGAUUUAUUUUGUGUACUUUCUCAAGGACCUGGCGACACAGCUGUGUUUCUGAGCCUGUCCAGAGCUUGUGGACGUGUCGUUCAUGUUCCACUGUCGCAGGAUAUAAUAAUAAUAAUAAUAAUAAUAAUAAUAAAAAUCCUCUUCAUCAUCAUAGAAACAUGAGGGUCAUGGAGGAGAUGCUGCGGAGGACUGUGGCUCCGGUACCGAAUUACGAGACGAGAGACAAAUCCCCUCCACCCCCUGACUCCAACAGCCUGGACUUCAUGCACUUCUACAGGAACCUGGGCAGGGAGCAGAGACUGGUGUUUGUUGAGAUCCUCUCCAGGGAGUAUGGAGUGGAUCACAGAGGAGCUUCAGAGAUAGCUCGGAAGCUGGUCGAUACACAGUCCAGGGACUUGGCUACCAUAUUACAGGCUGAAGACAGACUGCGUUACAGUUUAACCCCGAGAUACAGACAUUUACUCAACCACAUUAGCAGGGUGGAGGGAGGGGUGAAGUUUCUGGUGGACCUCCGAGCUGAUGUUCUUGACUUUACCUCUAAAGUUACUGACAGCCCACACUUAAGGGAUCUUAACAGCACUUUGAAGAGCCUCCUGUCCGAGUGGUUCUCUGUUGGGCUUCUCCGGUUAGAGAGAAUCACAUGGCAGUCCCCUUGCGAGCUCCUUCAGAAGAUCAGCCAGUAUGAAGCAGUGCACCCAGUGCGUAACUGGACAGACAUAAAGCGCAGAGUCGGACCUUACAGACGCUGCUACUCCUUCACACAUGCCUCCAUGCCUGGAGAACCUCUGGUGGUCUUACAUGUAGCCCUCACACAGGACAUAUCAGAUAACAUCCAGAGUAUUGUGAGAGAGUUCACCACACUGGAUGCAGUAGAGGAAGUGGAGAAGAUCACUACUGCCAUCUUCUACUCCAUCUCCUCCACCCAGACUGGUCUGCAGGGGGUGGAGCUCGGCAAUUACCUCAUCAAGAGGGUGGUGCGAGAGCUGCAGAGUGAAUUUCCUCACAUGGCUCAGUUCUCCAGCCUCUCUCCUAUCCCUGGCUUUACAUCAUGGCUGCAGGGUUUCCUGGCUCAGUACAGGAAGGAGGGCCGUGUCACCGAGCUGCUCUCUGAACAUGAGUGGACAGAAGUGGAGGAGGCGACAGGGGCAGCUUCUGGUCCUGCUGCCCUCGAUGCCCUUCGUGCCCUUCUCGCCUCUGGAGACUGGCAUCGCUCCGAACGCUUGGCACGCGCUCUGGAGCCAGUCCUGAUGCGACUAUGUGCCUGGUAUCUGUACGGAGAGAAGCGGCGCGGUUAUGCCCUCAACCCUGUCGCCAACUUCCACCUCCAGAAUGGCGCCACCCUCUGGAGGCUCAACUGGCACGCCGACACUAGCCCCAGAGGCAUCGCCAACUCGUGCGGCAUCAUGGUCAACUAUCGUUACUUCCUGCAGGAGACUGGCAUCAACAGCAGAGCCUACUUGCACAACAAAGUCAUCACAGCCUCGGAGCAAGUGCUUAGCCUCGUCGCACAGUUCCAGAAGAAUAGCAAACUCUGAACAAAUUAAUCAGAACAGUACAGGUUUGCACACUGAAGAGUUUUAAAAUCAUAUCUGUUUCAAAAUUUACUUAAAGGAACAGGUUAUAAUUUCAAACUCCUCUGCUGAUAGGGAGGCAAACUGCAACUGCAGUUGUAAUGAAAAUGGUCCGGUUUCUUCCAACUGAGCUCACCUACUCUGAUCAGAGCUGCGUAUGCCACAUGAGAUGCCUUUUAAGAAAAAGAGGGAGAGCUAAGCAACUGGCUAAGGGCCGAAUUAAUUUUAUCAAACAAGUAGGGAUAUUUCAUCAAACAAGUAGUGAUUUUCAGAGAGUGAAUAUUGGUAUCAGGGCCAUUUACUGGCCUGAAGAACCCCAACAAGUUAACCUAACAAAGUGUGUCAAGUAUAAAAGGGUACAUUAACACAGGAGCAAACAACGUUGUUACAAUUUUAACUCUACAACUAGUCUAGCGUGCCAUUGCUUCUUAUCUAAACAUGUCGAAUGAAGACACUAGUCAGACACCUUACAGCCAAUGGCUUGCUGUCAUUAAAGGAAAACUCCACCCUAAAACAUAUGAAGUAUUUCUAUUGAAGUAUUUGUCAUGUGUUUAGUGAUUAUCGUGCUCAUUAUUCUCAUGAGAACUUAGCAGUUGUCUUUUGCUCUGACAUUGCAGGCGGACAUUGUGAAUGCAGGUACAAUGGUGUUUAAUAGGACAAAAAAAAUCUCAAGCAUGCAUAAAAAAAAUGAAAAUUUGCCAUUAGGUCUUAAAAACUUAAGAACAAGCGCUGUUUCUCUCACUCACCAUUUUCCAGUGAUGGUUACCGUCAUAUCCAAUGUGGAAGUAGUGGAGACAGCAAACAUUGGGACUCAUGCAGGUUCCAGAAUGCAAUGCAGCUAUAUAAUACUGCUCUGCUCAGCUAGAUAGCGAUGUACAAGAUGACGAGCACAGUGGCGUUGAGGGUGGUAUUAGCAUGAAAGUUGGUGCUUUGGAACCUUAUCUGUUUGAGAAGAGUGUACAAAGGAGGAGGUUUGAUAGCUGGGCAGACUAAAGGACUAAAGCGCUGCCGCAUCGCUGUCUUUAGGCAGAGAUGAGUUUCCACUGGGACCAAUUUUACCUGGUAGUAGAACGCCAUUGUGGGUAAUGUAGAAGCCUUGAGAAGGGUGAGUUCAGGGUGGAUUUUUCCUUUAAGUGAGUUAACACAGUAGGCUAUAUUAAAAGUCGCUCUGAAAGCACCCCAACCCCAGUAAGAGUUUGAGUACUCGUUCAUUUACUCAUGAUUUUAAGCAUUUAGCCAACACACCACUGAUGGUUCUCAUAACUUGGCAACAGAAGCUUGCACAAAGUGAACUGUGACGAUAUCAGGAUCAGCCACAUGCACUUUAAUAAGUCAUAAUGUAUAUAGUGUGCAUGUUUUAUAUCAGGUGGUAUUUAGGCUUUUAAAUGGUUUAAGCUUCAGUUGUAAACACUAGUUAAUAUUUAAAAAUGAUUUACUUGCAGGUCGAUAUGUAAAACGCUUUUCAGUUCAUUCACUCAUUUGAGAUUUUGCUUGUGCUGUUCUUUUCAACGCCUACAUGAGUAUUAUUUUGCUGCAGACUUGUUUUGUGGUUUUGAAAGACUAGGAGUAAUGAAGUGAGAAGAAUCUAUCAGACCCUGUCAUGUCCCUGCUUCACAGUGUGCGUUAGAGAGAAUGAGGCAGAGUGAGUGGGCGGAGCUUGCUGGAAUAAAUGAGGCUUUGAUUUCUUUAUUAGUAUGAUGUCCAUUAGUGUGAAACGCUUACGUGCGUGUCAUACCAGCCGUUUUUUUUUUUUUUUUUUUUUUUUUUACUCCUCAUAUAACAAGCGAAGUCCGGUGGAUAAGUGAACAAUUGAUAAGAAUGUGUUUUUGCUUCAAACUAGAUUUAUGUAUAUAUUGAUUCAUUUGUAAUGAACGAUGGUGUGCAGUCACCUCAUUCAUUUGGUCAUUUUUCUCACCCAGCUAACAGUAAGUGUUCUCAGUGCUUGAUAAAUAUUAGAUUUUGGAAAUGGAUUGUAGUGUAUCUUAAGUAAACCGUCCGAGUAAGCAAACACAUUUGUAUCAGCAUUAGAUGGCAUCGAUGACAGCUUUUCUAUCUGCGUUUGGAAAGAUUUAACACUCUCCAGCCAUCUUUAUUCCUCUGUCUCUUAUGGAGCCUGACGAGACGGCGGCGCUCACGUAUCUGUUUUCACUCUCUUGUCCUAUAAAAACGUAUCAGUUGACUGUGAAAUUCAAUUUUUGCUCCUGUCCUUUGAGCUGUACUGCCCUUGAAACGAAUGAAGUUCGAAAUAAAGUUGGAAUCAAUUGAUACAUUUAUGAUAUUCACUUAAACGGCGCACAAGGUGGAAACAAAGCCGGUGUUUAAAGGGAGCCUUUAGGGAGCCUCUCCUACAGAGAGUGAAAAAGUGGAGAGUGAAUGUGAUAGAGGAAUGUAGAGUUGCAGGCCCAGCGCUGUUACAGUACACUUCAACACAUCAAGGGCUUCACUGAGAGGUAAAUGGAGGCGGAGUUACUAUGGUAACUGCCAGGAUACUCCAUCUCAUAUCCUUCAUUCCUCUUUUUACAUCAAUUCAUCCUAAUCUGAGGCCAAUUUUUAUGUACGCUGAUGCGACUUCAUCCUCUCCGAGUGGUUUCAUUAUAAUUUCUCUGACAUUCUGGAGCUUGAUCAAGUGAUAUCUCUGCUCUCGCCUUCUCCAUCGGAUGAGAAUUUUCAGUUAUUGCAUAGCUCUGUUACUGAAGUGCUAGAAAUGCCAAUGAAUCUUGUCUACGUUAUUGCUGCAUGAACAGAUCUGUAUUUGGGUAAAUCCAUGGCAGCGUGGUGCACAUCAGAGACUGUAGCUGUAUUGUAGCCUAACAGAUCAGUUGAGGAUCCAGACAGCAGCACUUGAGAGGGAAUCGGCUUAUUUGAAGACGAGUGGUGGAGAAAAGGAGAUGUUUUCCUUUGCUCUUCCCUCAAGGAUUACUGAGGCUGUCAUUCAGUGGUGAACCGUCUCUUUUUCACACACAAAGUCCUGCUGAGAUUUAAUAAUGAAAGCUGCUUACUGUUGAAUUUGUGAUGAAUUUGUGAUUUAUUUUUUUUUUCAAGUCAUAGCUCAAAUAGACUACAAAAUUUCAAUACAGAUUCUAGCCUUUGUGUUUUGAAAUGCUUCAUUAAUGAGUUACUGUGCCUUCAGCAGGAUCUAGAAAGUUUUUACACCGGAAGCCAAAGGAGUAGCAGCGGUUUUGGAAGGAUGGCACAUUAAUGUGUGUGGGUGAGGGGGAUUUUCCAUGUUUGUUAAAUUUUAGUCAUGCUUUUGUGUGUAUAUGCCAGCAGCUGCAUGUCUGAAGGUCAGUUUCUAUCUGUUCCUUUCUCUUUUUUUCCAAAAAAUCAUAUAAACACUGUACACAGCAAACCAACAUGGCCAUCUGUACAAUACAUACAACAAUAAAAUGCACUGUACAUUAA